Molecule: messenger RNA, 3190 nt
Organism: Toxotes jaculatrix (banded archerfish)
Lineage: Eukaryota; Metazoa; Chordata; Actinopteri; Toxotidae
Gene: prkar2aa
Product: protein kinase, cAMP-dependent, regulatory, type II, alpha A
Exons: 11
Coding region: 696-1871 (391 amino acids)
Biological process (GO): regulation of protein phosphorylation
Cellular component (GO): cAMP-dependent protein kinase complex
Molecular function (GO): cAMP-dependent protein kinase regulator activity
Source: RefSeq, a predicted model, not a curated record
UCAUUCGUGCGUAAAAAUCUGUGGAGUACCUCGCCGGGAGGGGAGGAAGCGUGUUUUCAGUUAAUUUUUCCAGGCUUCUCUCGUUGUAAUUAGCCGUCACAUCGUUGGAACACCUUUAAAAAGUCGGUACUUCCGUCGGUACUUCGAGUUGUAACUGCCGGCGGUGUGGCGCAGCACUGUCAAUGCCAGGCUUAGAAUUCGUCACCUGGCAGUAGUUUGCUGGCUUACUUGUGUCUUGAGGAGAGUAGAGUCGCUAGGCAGUUGCCAAAGGAAAACAGGCAGUUGCUAACAAGUGCUUAGCAAGUCAGCCAGUUAGCCUGCCAGCUAGCCCGCUCUCCCUACUGCCACAGCAAGUCCCACCCUCACCAAGUGCGUGGACAUCGUAAGAGGCUGCAGCGGUGAAGUCGAGUGCUUUUUCCUCUGAACUUAGCCAGCAUCGCUGUACAGCUGGCUGGCGAGCUUGAACUGCCGUCUAAACAUUAGCUAGGUGACGCUAACGUAACGUUGGCUUUACGUUGUACAAGUGUCUUCUGUGGAGGGAUACGGUCGCUACACUGGCAAAGAGACUGGCUAGAAAGAAGCGGCGAAAUAAGGGAGAACAAGGAAGAUACCGAGAAGGAGGGGACUGGCUAGUUUAGCCGGGGAGACAGAAUCGCACACAGAUAGCAAACACCGCCACCGAGCCACACACAGCCAUGAGUAUUGAGAUACCGGUGGGGUUGACAGAACUGCUGCAGGGCUACACUGUGGAAGUGCUGCGACAAAGGCCGUCAGACCUGGUGGAUUUUGCAGUACAGUACUUCACCCGCUUGCGGGACACCAGAAGUCAGGAUGGGGCCAGCGCUGGUGGCAAGACGGGGAAAGGAGUGAUGUUUGAUGGGGAGCCGAUGCAAACAGAGUCCAAUGGGGAUGAUGAUGAAGAUGAUGAUUCUGACUUUGAACCUCCACCACCCAGCAGAUUCAACAGGAGAGUGUCAGUGUGUGCGGAGGCAUUCAACCCAGAUGAGGACGACGAGGACACGGAGCCCAGAGUGGUUCACCCUAAAACAGAUGAACAGCGCUGCAGACUGCAGGAGGCCUGCCGAGACAUCCUACUCUUCAAAACACUAGAUCAGGAGCAAUUCUCGGAGGUGCUGGACGCCAUGUUUGAGUUACGGGUCCAGCCCCAGGAGCAUGUCAUCGACCAGGGAGACGAUGGAGACAACUUCUACGUCAUAGAGAGGGGUGUGUAUGACAUAGUGGUAUCGGGAACAUGCGUGGGUCAGUAUAACAAUAAGGGCAGCUUCGGGGAGCUGGCACUCAUGUAUAACACGCCACGCGCUGCCACCAUCAUCGCCACCCAGGAGGGGGCACUAUGGGGACUGGACCGUGCCACAUUUCGUAGACUCAUUGUGAAGAACAAUGCUAAGAAGAGGAAGAUGUACGAGUCAUUCAUUGAGUCUGUGCCCUUACUCAAAUCACUGGAGGCAACAGAGAGGAUGAAGAUAGUGGAUGUAUUAGGAGCGAAGCAGUUCUCAGAUGGCGAGCGCAUCAUUACACAGGGAGACAAGGCUGACUGCUUCUACAUUGUAGAAAGUGGGGAGGUCAAGAUUAUGAUGAAGAGUAAAACAAAGGCGGACCAUGCAGACAAUGCGGAGGUGGAGAUAACGCGCUGUAGCAGGGGUCAGUACUUUGGGGAGCUGGCCUUGGUCACUAACAAGCCCCGGGCUGCCUCAGCCUACGCAGUCGGCAGUGUCAAGUGUUUGGUAAUAGACAUCCAGGCGUUUGAGCGCCUCCUGGGCUCCUGUAAGGAGAUCAUGAAGAGGAACAUCGCCCACUAUGAGGAGCAGCUGGUGGCCCUGUUUGGCUCCAGCAUGGACCUGAGAGACUGAGCCUCCCACACCACCCUCCGUGCCUUCUAUUACACACACACACACACACACACACACACACACACACACACACACACACACAGACAUAUGUCCUCUCUCACAUCAUGCAGUGGCUAUACAGACUCAUAAUAAGCUUUACACAGCCAUGCAAACACUUGAGAAAUUGUACUUGGCUCGCCUGCAGGUACAUAAACAGUCACACAUUAUGAACACACCCUCACACACACAUACACACACACUUACACUGACACCGAUAUAGGCACUGAGAGAUGCCCAUUUCACUUAGUCUGCUCACCCUCAUGUACAUUCUAGCUCAACACACUCCGUGAUAAGCUCACUUUGUAGAUGUACACACACACACACACACACACACACACACACGGAAAGCUAGCUAAAGGCCACACACCUUGUUGCUUGAGCCAGCUUCAACCUCUCAGUAUGAAUGUCUUUGCUGCAAUGACCUUAAUACAGGUAAAGCAGUGUAAGGACAUAAAACACACACACCUACGCAAACACUCCAUACACAUUUAAAAACACAUCAUCAUGCCUCAUAUGUGCAGGCUUUUGCAUUCACACGAGCACUUAAACAACUCAAAGUUGUUCCAACAACCAUCAGCCAAGGACACAUCAACACACACACCAAUGCUCUCACAUAAACACACACACAGACACACGCAGGGGGUACAGAUACAAAUUCUCAAAAACACAUAGGCAACCACACUUGCAAAAACGGACACAUUGUGGUAAAAUGGAGACGAAAAACUUUAAAAAUCUCUGAAAAGGAAAACGAAUCAAAAAUGCAAAAAAAAAAGUGAAAAGUUUAAAGCAGACAGAAGUUUUAGAAAUGUUUUAUGAAGAUUAAAAAAAAAACAGAAGCUUUGAUAAAAUAUUAUUUAAAUAAAAAAAGUGUUUCCUCUUCGGGAGGCCGGGGUGCAGAACUUUGUGAGAGCACUCCAUUUCUUCCUCUACUGUUGUUGAUUGAGUUGAGUUGAGUUAGUGCUGGUGAUUAUUGCAGUACCACAGAAGAAGCAGUGAAAACGAUAACAACCCUACGUUUUCUGGGCCAUUGUUAUUCUAUCAUUGACACCACACUUCGUUGUAUUGAAUUAAUUAUUAAUGUAUUGUUAUUAUAUAUUCAUUUAUUAUUUUUUGUUUUGCUUUGACCAAUUCUGAUAAAAUUCACCAUCCAUCUCUGACAAAAUGUACAAAAAAAAUCUAAUAAAAACAAUAGUGCUUAUUUCUCCUUGAUUAUCCUUGAAUGAGUUGUCCUGGAUAAAAAAAAAACUGAAAAAAUAAAGCAAACAUUUUGUUAAAAAUCU